AUGGUUUCUUUCAAGGUCUCCAAUAUCGUGGCCCUCGCCGCUGCCGUUGCCGCCGCACCCACUGAGCUCCUCCAGUCCCGCGCUGUUGUGGCACACGACUCCAUCAGCCCCGUCGCUCAAAGAAUUCAGACUGGCGGCCUCGGCAAAAUCAUCGAGACCUUCAACCCCCUCCUUCACAUCGCCCACGGUUGCCAGCCGUACCCCGCCGUCGCCGACAAUGGCGACACCAGCGGAGGGCUCCAGGACACCGGCAGCUCUACCGGUGGCUGCCGCGACCAGGCCAAGGGUCAGACUUAUGCCCGCGCCGGCACAGUCGACGGCAAGACGGUCAUCAUGUACUCUUGGUACUUCCCUAAGGACCAUCCCAACAGCGGCGAUGUCGCCGGAGGCCAUCGCCACGACUGGGAGAACAUUGUCCUCCAGGUUGACGACCCGGCCGCGGCUACCCCCAAGAUCAUUGGUGGAGCAGCCUCCAGCCACAGCGGCUACAGAAAGGCCGACGGGGCUCCUCCUAUGGACGGCAACAGCCCCAAAGUCGAAUACUUCACCAGCUUUCCUACCAACCACGAGCUCCAGUUCACCGAUACCAUUGGCAAGACCUAUCCCAUCUCCGACUGGGACGCUCUGCCUGCCGCCGCCAAGACUGCUCUUCAGGACACCGACUUUGGAAAGGCCAACGUUCCUUUCAAGGAUGGCAGCUUCGAGAGCAAGGUCCGCGAGGCUCUCGAAUAG
Messenger RNA from Colletotrichum orchidophilum, 732 nucleotides. Its product is annotated as necrosis- and ethylene-inducing protein. The transcript has a single exon. The record is from RefSeq and is a predicted model, not a curated record. The coding region runs from base 1 to 732 and encodes 243 amino acids. NCBI's taxonomy places the organism in Eukaryota, Fungi, Ascomycota, Sordariomycetes, Glomerellales, Glomerellaceae.